Molecule: messenger RNA, 2411 nt
Organism: Annulohypoxylon maeteangense
Lineage: Eukaryota; Fungi; Ascomycota; Sordariomycetes; Xylariales; Hypoxylaceae
Product: amidohydrolase family protein
Exons: 3
Coding region: 262-1737 (491 amino acids)
Cellular component (GO): cytosol
Molecular function (GO): deaminase activity
Source: RefSeq, a predicted model, not a curated record
UUACGGAGUUAGUUUUAAUCGCGAAAUGCAUUGCUUACGUACAAUCACAUUGUCGCGAAAGGGCGACACAACCCCCCCCUUUGCCUAGCCCGCUAAGCUGAAAAUGGGCUGACUAAUUGGUCACAUCUCGUAUACGACGAUGAAUACUCCUCUUUAUAGCUUUAUUAACCCUAGGAAUGUACUCAAGCUGGAAGUCUGACCACGAAACAAUUGUCUACUAGCUAAACCAUCUUCCCUAAAUCGCUUUUAGAAAUCAACAAUAUGUCUACGGCUACUUCAAGCUCCAUUCUUCUUUCCGGAGGAACUAUCAUAGCCUUUAAUGAAGAGGCCGGGUCUCUGGAGGUAAUUCGAGAUGGCGCGCUGCUAGUUACCGACGAUCACAUCUCAGGGAUCUAUAAUACUGCACACCCCAGCAACUUACCAGAGAACACGGAGAUCGUUGACUGCACACACAAGAUUAUCUCCCCUGGUUUCGUCGAUACCCAUCGACAUGGUUGGCAGACUGCUAUAAAAACUCUGACGGCUAACACAACAUUGCCUGACUACAUGUUCCGAUAUGCAGCGGGCAAUGCUUCGGGUUAUUAUACAGCUGAAGAUGUGUAUAUCGGACAACUGGCAGGGCUCCUGGAGGCUCUCAAUGCCGGCGUGACGACUUCGCUUGAUCACGCUCACCAUAUCUGGUCUAAAGAAACAUCAGAAGCCGGUCUUAAAGCAUGUGACGAUAGCGGUGCCAGAGUUUACUGGAACUGUGCUUUCAGUGGCACGCCGACAUAUCCGUGCUCAGAGCAGAUUGCCGACUUCAAGAAAUUUGCAGAACCGAGGGCCUCAUCGAAUGGUUUAACAACCCUUGGCGUCGCCUACGAUGGAUGGUCUUUUUCCCCGCCUGAAGAUACUAAGGCGGUGGUUGCUUUGACUAAGGAGUUAAAUAUUCCAGUUUUAACCGCGCAUUACCUGGGUGGUCCAUGGACGGGUGAAAACAUACCCGAGCUUCUCCAGACCCUUGGGCUCCUAAACACGGACAUGGCCGUAGUCUUGUCGCACGCCAUGGGAAUUACGCCCACGGUAGCGGCUAUCCUUCGCUCAACCAACCAGUUCAUCUCGAUUACGCCUGAGUCGGAACUGCACUACGGGCAUGGGCAUCCAAACUCGCAUCAGAUCCAGGACCAGGCUUCUCUCGGAGUCGACACGUUCCACACCUUCUCGACGGAUCUGUUAACGCAGGCCCGGAUCUGGCUCCAGCGCACAAGAGCCAGGCUUUAUGACCAAGUCCUCGAGAGGUGGGAGAUCCCGAAGAACAACCCCAUGUCCGUUAACCAGGCAUUCCUCCUGGCGACCCGACAGGGCGGGCUGGCACUCAGACGGCCGGACCUGGGCGUGAUCCGUGUUGGCGCGAAGGCGGACCUGGUCGUUUUCGACGGCCGGACCCCGGGAAUGCUGGGGUGGCGCGACCCCGUCGCCGCAGUGAUCCUGCACGCGAAUGUUGGGGAUAUUCAACACGUGCUAGUGGAUGGCAAGUUCAGGAAGCGCGACGGGAAGCUGACUUUCGAGAAUUAUGACUCCGUCAUCGACCGCUUCCUCGCGAGCGCGGAGAGGGUGCAGAAAGCUGCCAUCGACCGCCCCGACCCUGUGAUCGAAGGCCGCUUCUGGGGUGGUUGCCCUUAUGGCCUUGCUGCGGAGGUCGAUGCGAGCCGAGGUUCCGGUACUGGGUAUGGCAAGCAGUUCCUUCACAAGGAUUAGGUGUAUCUAACAAGUGUUCUUCCUGAAAUCUACUCUAUGCGAAGUUAUCUGAUUAGAUUGACUUGCGUCGCUUAAUCGUGUUCAUGCGUACGCAUUGUAAGUUUACCUAGCAGUGUCAUUUCAAUGUUGUUACAACCCCAUGGGAAAAUCAUCGGGAUACUUCCGAUAUCAAUCAUAUUAAUUCGCGAUCUCAGCUCGGUAAGGGCACGUCCUCGGAUGGCGUGAGGGACAUACGGGAAGGUUUAUCGAUGAGAUUCGAGGCUAUAUUCGACGAGAUAUAUGCUGUCGUGAGCCUCCAUGACAGUCAUUUCGCUGUAAUUACAAUAUUCUCAUUACUUUUGGAGGACCUCUCUUACGGUCUGUUUCAUGCCCUAGAAGCCCGACUCGAAUUUCUUGUUUUCGCUCCCGGAGACCAGGAAUAGGUGGGCAUAGGUGGAACCUAAACCACAUGUCUAUAGAAAUUUCCCCGUCCGAGCGUAGGGUUCAGUCAGGGGAUAAUCUUUGGUUUGGGAUUUUUGAUGUAAUCUUCGAUUGGUCAGAUGAAUGUUCUAUGCCCUAGGUGAACCACUUCCGAUUCCGGUGUCAUACGAACCGCUGCUGAUAUUGAGGAGGUGAUCGACACGAACUAGGGAAUUGGGGGGAGUUAAGGUGAGGAAUAAAAUGUCCAAUUGGCC